Molecule: messenger RNA, 3813 nt
Organism: Gopherus evgoodei (Goodes thornscrub tortoise)
Lineage: Eukaryota; Metazoa; Chordata; Testudines; Testudinidae
Gene: EFCAB3
Product: EF-hand calcium binding domain 3
Exons: 35
Coding region: 95-3673 (1192 amino acids)
Molecular function (GO): calcium ion binding
Source: RefSeq, a predicted model, not a curated record
UCGGCCACGGAGGAGCACGGCCCCCUCGCCCAGCUAUCCCAAGCAGCGCUUCUCCCAGGCUCCCAGGAGGAGUAAAGUCUUAAACAACCUCUACAUGAAUCUGUACGAGGAGGUGGGGGAAGACGAGCCCUGGGCUGUGCAGAGAGUUGAAGGAUUGCCGAAAGCCUGCUUCAUCUUCAGCGCCAUCCGAAAGGGGAGAAUUCACGUCAACGACCUGCUCCUGACCCUUCACAUGCUGGGGAUCCUCGUGACCAGCACAGAGAUGCGGAAGGUGCUGAAGACCAUCGACAUCGACGAAAGUGGAAACCUGAGCUUCGCCGAUUUCCUGGAAGCUCUGGAUGAGACCUCGCCCUUUGCCCAGACGGAGGGGCCAGGGGGGACAGAAGAGCCAGGGAUGGCUUCUGCUGCUGGCAAGUGUGUCAGCGAUUAUGAAGGAGACGGGAAGGUGAAUUUUAAAGAAUUUCUGGAGGGUUUGACCAGCACCAAACGUUUCUCCAGAACCCUAGAGAUGGAAGGGGCUGUGAAAGCCAUUGGCGUGAUCAAAGAGGACACAGUGGACGUUCAUCACCUGGAAUCCAUCAUGCGCAACAUGGGGAUUCAUUUAACCCCGGAGGAGAUUCAGAAGGUGCUGAAGCAUGUUACCUGUGAGGAAGAUGGGAAGGUGAAUUUGAAAGAUUUCAUGACCGGUUUGACCAAGACCCAGCGAUUUUCCCAAGCUGAAAAGGACAGGGUUGAUGUCCGGAACCUGGACUCCAUUCUGGACAACAUGGGGAUCUACCUGACGAACGAGGAGCUGCAGGAAGCCCUGAGGCACAUUACAGUUGAUGCGGACGGGAAGGUGUAUCUGAGCAAAUUUCUGCAGGGCGUGAGAGCCCUCCGGAGAUUCUCCCACAGUGAAGGGAAAAAGGUUGAUAUCAGAGACCUGGACUCUUUUCUGACCGAAAUGGGGAUGCACUUAGCACUAGAAGAACUCCAAGAAGUGCUGAAGCACAUCAUUGUGGAUGGAGAUGGGAAGGUAAAUGUCAGUGACUUUACGAAGAAUGUGAUCAGCACACGGAGGGCUUCCAAAGCUGAGAGGGACAGGGUUGCUACGAGUCACCUGGACUCCAUUCUGGGCAACAUUGGGAUCUUUUUAACUGAAGAGGAGCUCCAGGAGGCGCUGAAGCACACAGAAAUAGACGCGGAGGGGAAGGUGAAUUUGAGUGAAUUCCUGAAGAGUGUCCAGCGAUUGUCCGAAGCCGAAGGGGAAAAGGUUGAUGUCGAUAACCUGGACUCCAUUCUAGCCAACAUGGGGAUCCAUUUAACGGCUGAGGAGUUUCAGAAGGCGCUGGGGGGUGUUACUCGUGGUGCCGACGGAAAGGUGGAGCUGAAACACUUUAUGGAGAGCAUGAUGGGCACCCGGCGGCCUUCCCAGUGUGAAAGGGAUACGGUGGAUAUCCAGAACCUGGACUGCAUCCUGGACAGCAUGGGGGUCCAUUUAACCAAUGAGGAGCUGCAGGAGGUGCUGACACAUGCUACUGUUGAUGCCAAUGGGAAGGUGAAUUUGGGCGAAUUUAUGAAGGGGGUGAAGACUAUCCAGAAAUUGCCCCUAGGUGAGGAGGACAAAGUGGAUGUGAGGAAUCUGGACUCUGUGCUGGCCAACAUGGGGAUCCAUUUAACCCCGGAGGAGCUGCAGGAGGCACUCAAGCAUUGCCCUGUUGACAAAGAUGGGACAGUCGGCCUGGGCGCAUUUAUGAAGAGCGUGAUGAGAACGCGGAGACCCUCCCAGGCUGAGAGGGAUAAAGUGGAUCUCCAGAACCUGGAUGACAUCCUGGGUAGCGUGGGGGUCCAUUUAGCCAAUAAGGAGCUGCAAGAGGCGCUGAAACAUGUGACCGUUGCCGACGGGAAGGUGAAUUUGAGCGAAUUUAUGGAGGCAGUGAGGAUUGUCCAGAAAUUGCUCCCAGGGGAAGAGGACAAAGUGGCUGUGGGGAACCUGGACUCCAUCCUGGCCAACAUGGGGAUCCAUUUAACCCCGGAGGAGCUGCAGGAGGUGCUCAAGCACUGCCCCGUUGACACAGACGGCAAAGUCAGCCUGAGUGCUUUUGUGAAGAGCAUGAUGAGUACGCAGAGACCCUCCCAGGCGCAGAGAGACAAUGUUGAUAUCCAGAACCUGGACUAUAUCUUGGACAGCAUGGGGGUCCAUUUAACCAAUGAAGAGCUACAAGAGGUGCUGAAACAUGUGACCGUUGAUGGGGACAGAGUUGAUCCUCAUCACCUGGACUCCAUCCUGGCCCACAUGGGGAUCUACUUAACCCAUGAGGAACUGCAGGAGGCGCUGAAAUUAGUAACAGUGGAUGAGAAAUCUCAGACGACCUUUGGCCUGAUCUCUGAAACCAAUAUGACACUGAAAUCCCUGCCGAAGAAGAUGAUGUUGAAACCCCUGCCAAAAAAGACCAGCGGCAGGGAGUUAUCUGGCAUCCUCCUAGACAGGAAUAAGUGCAAAGCAGCAAAGAACCUGACCAAGGACCAGCUAGAAGCUUUCCACCAGGCCUACAGUUUCUUCAGUAAGGACGCAGAUGGCAAUAUUGACCUACAAGGCUUGGAGACGACUGCAGAGAAGCUGGGGAUUAGUUUAACCGCACAAGAGGCCUACGACGAGCUGUCAUAUGCUGAUACGGACGGAGAUGGGAAGGUGAACUUCUCUGAUUUUCUGACCAUUGUCAGCGACAACAAGCACUUCAUCCAGGCUAUAGCCCCCGAGAAAGGCUGCCUGGAGGACUUUGAUUCCAUCGACGCCACGGGAAUCCUGCUCUUUGAGGUCCUAUCAAAGCUGGUGGAAAUGUCGGCUCUGCCAAGGAAGGCCAUGCUUGAAAUAGUCAGUUACUACCGGCAGAAGUUCCUGCUGUCCACUGGCAGGAGGGUCUGGAUAGAUGCUGGUGGCUCAGUGGAGUAUGGGAAGGGGCUCCGCACGCUCAGAAAAUCCCCAGCUCCUCAGCGAGGCAGAAUCACUCCUAUGUCUGCCUUUGCAGGUGCUGCCCGCAUCUCAGUGAUGAAUGACAAAGAGUUGGAAGCCUAUGUGGAAACCCUCAAGGCAAGCAGUGUCCCCUCCGACAGUCCUUAUGCUCAGGUACCCAUCUUCCCAUUGCUUCCCAACCGGGAUGGAAUGUCAAUACCGAAGCCAAAAAAAGACUUACAGAAGCUGGAGAUGCAGAGAAGGAAAGAACCUAUAUCGUCCUUUGAAAACCAUUUUUUCCAUAAAAGAAACUGGCUGCGCGAGGCAACUGCAUUCAAACCUCCUGAUUACUUCAGAGACAAGAAAAACUCCCUUAGUCUCGGCCCUCACUUGAUGGAGAGGCGACACCGUUUGACUAUAGAAGACCUGCCUGAGAUACGACUAGAUGUGAAGAGGGUAACUGAAAUGUACAAGCAGGGGAUGGCACUGAAGGAGAGGAACAGGAUGCUGAAACUGUGGCGGAGGUUGCACGGUGGCCAGAUUGGGCUAGAGUCAGGGAACCACAGCUUCUACCACACUUUCUCCACCUACUCCUGGUCGUGGAACGCUCGCCAAGAGCUGGUGACACCCAACGAACUUCAGCAGUAUGAUAACAAACUGUACCGCAGAGAACAUUCCUCAGCCCGCUCCGAUGACAGCGAAGUCAAGAGUGGGAUAAGGAAAGGAAAAGAGAGGAAAUGAAAAGAGCCAUGCUGCUCCAUUUUCUUAACAUCACUGUUGACUAUUCUCCUCCUUCCCAUCCCAUUAUUUUUCCCUAUAAGUCUCAGGCUCUUACACAGGUCACACUGUCCGAGGGUAGGAAAGAACUGUUUCCUCUUUGC